Amborella trichopoda is the source of this 1692-nucleotide messenger RNA. Lineage: Eukaryota; Viridiplantae; Streptophyta; Magnoliopsida; Amborellales; Amborellaceae. The record is from RefSeq and is a predicted model, not a curated record.
GUUUCACUCUCUCAAGCUUUCCUUAAAAAAAAGAGAGGAAAGAAAGAGAAGGCCUUUAACUUCUGCUUUUCACCUAUUGCAUCAUGCAAUGGAAAUUUUACCCUUGUUUUAUUUUUUUGAUUUCGACGUUUGAAUGCACAAUGUCUGAGAUAUCUGAGAUAAGAUUGCUUUGAUUUUAUUGUCACUCAUUGUUUUCUCAUAAAUAGAUUAUUGGUGGAUCAGGAGGUAAAAGUGGGAGUUUAUAAAUGGGUUUGUUAUUAGUUUUUUUUUGUUAUCACAAUUUUUUCUUGGGAAAUAGUUGUAUGGAUUUUUUAUUAUUGGAUAUUUAUUAGGUUUUAAAGCUGAGAAACUGGGAACUUGGGAUCUAGUUUCUUCAUUUUUUUUUUGUUGGGUUCAAGCUAGAAGCAAUUAGGUUGAAAUCUUAGGAGAAAUUAGGUUGGUUAUAUAUAUAAUGAAAGCUAAUGAAGAGUAUGAUAUUGAUUAUAAAUAUGAAAUUGUUGAUGACUGUUGCACACGGUUCAUUCACUCAUUUCUUUUUUCUAUUACUAGGUUUAAUAUCAUGGGGUCUUCAGCUGCCGAGCCUCUGCCCGUAAUGCCAGAGGUAUUGUUGGUGUUUCGGGCUGGAAAAAUGUUUAUGGAAGGGACUCGGGUGGUGCCAGAUGCUCGUAAAGGACUAGUUCGUAUAGCAAGGGGCGAGGAAGGAUUGGUGCACUUCCAAUGGAUUGACCGGACACAGAACUCACUUGAAGAUGAUCAGAUCGUAUUUCCUGAUGAAGCAAUUUUUGAGAAGGUCCCUCAGGCAUCCGGAAGAGUGUAUAUUUUGAAAUUCAAUACUGAUAAUAGGAAGUUCUUCUUUUGGAUGCAGGAGCCAUCAUCUGAUGCUGAUGCAGGGCUAUGCAACUCGGUGAACUAUUACAUUAAUCGACCUAUAGAUCUUGCUGAUGAAGAGGAGCCCGAAUCUUCUGCCCCUUUGGACAAUUCGGCAAUGUCAGAAGACAUAGGGGGAAAUGAGGUUUCAUCAAGUGCAACAAAUCUGGAUAGUUCUGCCUUGGUUGCACAAUCAGCUGGCAAUAUGAAUCCUCCAUCAGGAACUGUACGCUUAGCGGAUCUACAGAGAAUACUCAGUAGUAUUGGAUCCACAGAUGCUGAGGCAGCCCAAGAUAUAGGUUUUGGCUUAGGAGAUAUAUUAAAGCCAGAUUUGAUAUUACCAGUAGUGGAAACAUUGCCAUUGGAGGAAAGGCUGGAAUCUUUUUUGCCUGAGGGCCGAUGGACUCCUGAUGCUCUUAUGGAAUUGUUCCAGAGCCCACCUUUUCGCCAACAAGUUGAAUCUUUCAAUUAUAGAUGCAGGUUCUUAGAACAGGGCAGAUUGAUUUGUCCCAGUUUGGAAUUGACCCUAGCAAAUAUAAAUUCACCGUGCUUUCCUUUCUUGAUGCCUUGGAUGAUACUGUUACCAAAACGUCGGAAUCCAGGAGUGAAUCUCGGCAAGAUGAGAGCAAAGAUAGCCAAUCUCAAAGGUGUAGUGCCAAUGAUACAAUGGAUGAAGGUCAAUAGCAUAGAACUUAUAAGCCACAAACACAGUUGAAGCAUUCUUGGCAGUUUAACUGUGCAUUAUGUGUUUUUAUGAUAAAUUCAGAUUUACAUUGUUGGAUUUUUUUACUAGAAAAUAAAUUUUAAAAUUAUUAAAUUAAAUCA